GAAGCGCUCUUCUGCUCACAUGACUGUCAGCUGGGUGGUAGCCACGUGACCUCGUCUCUUGAAUGUGAAAACGCAAAAUGGCUGUUUUGUGGUUGUCAACUGCUCCAAUGGUAAUGGCAUUUCUUCUCUUUUUAUCCGCAAUACUGUCGUCUGGGAGUUGCCGCGACCAGGUACCACUUCUACUGUGGUCCAGCGAAGGGUUCCCCCUUCCCCAGCAGAGCCCACCAGCAGUGGGGAAUGUUGUGUCUGCUGCCCAGUUGGAGUCCUACCUCAGCACUGCCCUGCCCGCUGCCCCUCCCAACACCCUGCUUUUCCUGCAGGAUGAGUUGAGUGUGGAUGACUUCACUGUUUUCGGAGGUAUUUUUGGGAACAAGCAGGACGGUGUCUUCCCUCACCUGGAGGCUGCGCUGCGGGUGUCCCAGGCCCCCCUGGUGCUGCCGGCUCUGUCCUUAGGGGGCUCCAGCGCUGUCCUGCCCCUGCUGCAGCAGCACCUAGGCACCCCCCCUCUCUACCUGGACCCCUCCAGCCUGGCCCAGCUCCGCCUCAAUGCCUCUGUCCCCGCUCUGCUGGUCAUUCACCUGCCCUAUAAACCUGGCGCUGGCCUGAUGUCGCCCAGAGACGCUCUCCGUGGAAACGAUGCAGUGAUUGGGCAGGUUCUGGACGUCAUGAAGGCCCAGGCUGUGCCAUACACCGCCAUCUACACUGCGCUCAAACCUUCACGAGUGGCGCUGGACCUGUCGGAGAGCGCACAGUCUAUAGGCCGCACUCUGCUGCAGGCCGCUCCCACAAACACCACCGCGCCCCUGGAGUACAGAGAGAACGGGACCGUCUGCAUCCUGCUGUGGGCGGACAGCCUGUCCGUCAACCUGGGGAACGCCACCCGCGACCUCUGGAACGCCACCUUCGGUCCCGACCGCACCAUCAGGCUGGACGACUCGUUCUGCAACUCCACAAACGGCACGGAGGCGGAGGCCAGACUCGUCAUUGAUUAUGGUGACAUAAUGGGAUCCCAUGAUUUCAUCCUAACCUUCAACAUGGCCCGGCGCAUGUACCCGGUGUCUGGGCGGUACUGGUUCACCCUGGACACCGUGAGGCUGGAGUACGGCAACGAGACGGCCGUGUUCAACGGGGGGCGGAACAUCUACGCCCCGGCUGAGUACUCCUACCACUGCGCGUCCGUCAGCAGCGUCUCCGACCGCCUGCUGGAGCCCAGCGACUCCGGCAGCAACGCCAGCAGCUGGCAGGUGUCCUUCACCAACUUCCAGAUCCAGGGCUUCGGCAUCGUGGCGGGGAACUCCACGCAGUUCAGCUACGCCAACGACUGUGCGUCCUUCUUCACUCCGGGCAUCUGGAUGGGGCUGCUCAUCUCCCUGCUGAUGCUGCUGAUCCUGACCUACGGCCUGCACAUGAUCACGCAGCUCCGCACCAUGGACCGCUUCGACGACCCCAAGGGCCCCUCUAUCGCCGUGCCCCAGAGCGAGUGACCCCCAGCCCCGCCCAGCCCCGCCCUGCCCAGCCCAGCCCAGCCCAGCCCCGCCCAGCCCAGCCCAGCCCUGCCCAGCCCAGCCCAGCCCCGCCCAGCCCUGCCCAGCCCUGCCCAGCCCAGCCCAGCCCAGCCCAGCCCAGCUCACUGAACCAGCUACAUUCCAGCCCCUUACUGUGGCACGUUCAGGCGUUUGCUCCUACCAUGAGCUACACCACCUGAUUUCACUCAUUAUUUCACCUGCUUGGUUGAGAUGAUAAGGACAUUGGUGAAAUCAGGCGGUGUAGUGUGAGGUUGAAGUGAAUGCACUGUCCUAUUAUUUCUCCCGUUGUGUUUUCAAAGGCCCACGCCCAUCAGCGUUCUCUUCAUGGUUUUAGUGUCUAAAAAGCUCGCUAAACAUUGGCAAAGUAACCCUGCCCCCAGAGCCCAUGUCCCCCUCUGCCUUCUGUGGUCAGCUCGUGUUAACGUUUAGCAACAGCAGGGGAUAAUGCAGAAACACAAGGCAUGUCAGGUGGGAAAUAUUUUUACAAACAGUUCGGAGAAACCAAAAAUUGCCAUUUUUUUUACUUGUACUUUUUAAACUUAUUUUUGUAAUUGUGGAAAUGAUUGUCAUUAUACAGUGAGCGGAACAUUCCACCCAGUCUUUUAUGAGCGGAGCCUAAACGCUGCACCAUGGCAGAUCCACAGCCCAUUGCCUCAGAGGAAAACCAGAGCCGAUUGGUUCCUGAGGCAAAAGCCAAACUGGUGAAUGGCUCCCUCAAAAUGGCAGCCAUUCACUCCCUAGAUAGUGGUGAUUGAGGAGAGAGGAGAGGAGAGGAGAGGUGAAGCCUACUGAUUUAACCAAUCAUAGUCAUAGUCAUCGACCAUAGCCUGAGUGGCCUGUAGCGUAGUGGUUAAGGUAAAUGACUGGGACAGGCAAGGUUGGGGGUUUGAAUCCCAGUGUGGCCACAAUAAGAUCCGCACAGCCGUUGGGCCCUUGAGCAAGGCCCUUAACCCUGCAUUGCUCAAGGGGAGGAUUGUCUCCUGCUUAGUCUAAUCAACUGUACGUCGCUCUGCCAAAUGCCAAUAAUCUAAUGUAUAAUGACCGACUCGUUGAUUUAACCAAUCAUAGUGUUCUGCUGUCUGUUUAAAUAAUGCCGUGAUGGUAGCUUCACCCAGCCUGCAGUUCAUGUCACACCGCUGUGUUAUAUCCUGCCUUUCCACUAGGGGCAGUGUGCUCUCCUGCAUCGCCUGCCCAGCCUUAAACCCUCAAACCCUUAAACCCUUAUUCCUUAGACCUGCGGUAACCAACCCUGUUCCUGGAGAUCUACGGUCCUGUAGGUUUUCCAUUUCAACCCCAGUUUUCUACACCUGACUCCACUGAUUAGCAGCAUGUCCAGAUCUCCAGCUGUUGAAGGAACAUCUCCAUAUGCUUCGUUAUGGCUGGAGAACAACUCUCUAUGAGAGCAGAUCUCCAGGAACAGGGUUGGUUACCAGUGCCUUAGACUUUGCUCAAGGAGAGUGUUUGUGCGCGUGUAUGUAUGCCAAUUUCCCACAGAUCUUCAGAUGCUUCAGAAACGUUUUGUUUAUAACAGCAAUAACAUGGUGCACAGCUGUAUGCAAAACUAGCUUUCAUCUCCUCACCAGUCCCCCAAGAGGUACCUUUCAAAUCUGAGGAGCAGAGCCUGUGUAGUGGGCCGUAGUGAUAGUGCUUAGAGAUUAUUUUGUAUAUAUGAGGACGGAAGCACUCGAUCAUAUUUAUUAGCCUUACUCCUCUGAGCUGGUGUGACGUCUGUCUGCUGGUUCCUUUGCCUUCCCAAAACUAAAGCGUGCCAUUGAGUCUUGUAUUUUUGUGCGCAAUGUUCAUAAUGCCAACUUAUUCCAGGUUUACUCUGUCAUUUGUCUGAUCACUGAGGAGAUGUAUUUUAGUCCCAGGCUUGGUGAGAUGUGCGUCUCUCAUUGCUGUUCUUUGAUCAGCUGGAGGAUUUGUAAUCACCAGAAUUACUUUUGUGUUCAAAUUAAAUUAAUGCAUUCUAUUUCAGAAAAGGAUUAUUUCAAUGAUGACGUUUUUUUGCUGCUUAAACCAGUUUUUGGAGAUUUGUGUUGCUUGUGUAAAGACGUGCUGGGACUGUUGAUGAUGUCACGUUGCAAAUUAAAUUAUAAUAAAAUAUGUCUGUAAAA
This is a messenger RNA of Conger conger (European conger), 3643 nucleotides long. Its product is annotated as V-type proton ATPase subunit S1-like. The record is from RefSeq and is a predicted model, not a curated record. Lineage: Eukaryota; Metazoa; Chordata; Actinopteri; Anguilliformes; Congridae. The transcript has 10 exons. The coding region runs from base 78 to 1484 and encodes 468 amino acids. Gene Ontology annotation, cellular component: proton-transporting V-type ATPase complex.